Lithohypha guttulata is the source of this 573-nucleotide messenger RNA. RefSeq lists its product as uncharacterized. The transcript is spliced from 2 exons. Lineage: Eukaryota; Fungi; Ascomycota; Eurotiomycetes; Chaetothyriales; Trichomeriaceae. The coding region runs from base 1 to 573 and encodes 190 amino acids. The record is from RefSeq and is a predicted model, not a curated record.
AUGAAACCUGCAAAGUCAUGCUUCCACGUCUUACUCCUCGCGGCAGUUGCGAAAGCACAGUCGCUGCUGGAGGCAAUAUCUACCUUUCCACAGCUGUCCAACUUUACAGCUUUGAUGACCGACAACCCUCAAUUAGCAGGAGCCCUCCUUACAUCGAACAGCUCCUCACUGACGGGACAGUCAACGAUUUUGGUUCCAGACAAUUCAGCCUUCACCAAAGUCUCAGCACUUUACAAUGUGUCUAUGGGAAACUUGAGCAUUCAGCAAUUGGAGCCAUAUCUUCAGUACCAUUUGUUAGCUGGAUUAGUUACAGCGGACAACUUCACCGCGUCAGAAGGAGUUACAGUACCGACCUAUUUGACAGGACCGACUUUCAACAAUCGAUCUGCCGGAGCCGCACUUGGCUCAUCUGGGGCGGAUGGUGAUGUACGAAAUGGCCAGGUUGUGUUCUUUCAAGCAAAACAAACCACUAGCGGGUCGAGAAAGUUCGUGCUCCGCCAGUUGCAAAAUCCGACUGUGAAUGCUCAAGGUGGUCUCGGCCAUCAAAUCACUCGAUUAGAAGGUGGCGAAUGA